This is a messenger RNA of Apus apus (common swift), 3834 nucleotides long. RefSeq names its product pyruvate dehydrogenase complex component X (gene PDHX). Gene Ontology annotation, cellular component: mitochondrion; pyruvate dehydrogenase complex. Gene Ontology annotation, molecular function: acyltransferase activity. NCBI's taxonomy places the organism in Eukaryota, Metazoa, Chordata, Aves, Apodiformes, Apodidae. The record is from RefSeq and is a predicted model, not a curated record. The coding region runs from base 46 to 1410 and encodes 454 amino acids. The transcript is spliced from 12 exons. Gene Ontology annotation, biological process: pyruvate decarboxylation to acetyl-CoA.
GACAGCCCCGGCGCUGGGAAGGUCAGGAACGGGAGGGCACGCAAGAUGGCAGCUUACUUGUGGCUGAGUUAUGGCGGCAAGGGGCUGGUGAGGCUGCUGUUGGGGAUGCGGCCAGCUCUUGGUGCUGGCAUGUCUUUACCAUCUCAAGGAGGCUGGAGGCGUCUGCACAGGACCCGAGAGCUACUGGGUACACCUGGUAUUAAAGUUCUCAUGCCUGCACUUUCUCCUACAAUGGAAGAAGGAAACAUUCUGAAAUGGUUAAAAAAGGAAGGGGAAACAGUGAAUGCUGGAGAUGCAUUGUGUGAAAUUGAAACAGACAAAGCGGUGAUUACCAUGGAAUCAAGUGACGAUGGCAUAUUGGCUAAAAUACUGGUGGAAGAAGGAAGCAAAAAUGUACGCUUGGGCUCACUAAUUGGUUUGCUGGUAGAGGAAGGACAGGACUGGAAGCAAGUGGAAAUACCAGCUCAUGGUGAUGAUUCAUCUUCUCUGGCUACACUGGCACCUGCAUUUACCUCAACUGCUGCAGGUGCUUCAGUUUUAGACCUUCUGAAACUGGAACAUAAACCUGGAAAAUCGCAGGUUCGCUUAAGUCCUGCAGCUCGGAACAUUCUGGAGACGCAUGGAUUAGAUCCAAACAAUAUUACACCUUCUGGGCCACGAGGAAUCUUCACUAAAGAGGAUGCUCUCAAACUUUUGCAAGAGAAGCAGAAGGGCAAACCCAGUGAACUGAAACCUAUCGUUUCUCCAGCUCCUCCCCAGCCUACUGCAAUACUUUCUGCUUUGCAAGCAACAGUGGUGACUUCUGCUUAUCCAAGGCCAGCAGUUCCACCAGUUUCCACACUGGGACAACCUCCUGCACUGGGCACGUUCACAGAAAUCCCCGCUAGCAACAUCCGAAGAGUUAUUGCUAAGAGAUUAACAGAGUCUAAAGCUACUAUACCUCAUGCAUAUGCUGCUGCUGAUUGUGACAUUGAUGCUAUUUUGAAAUUAAGAAAAGAUUUGGCCAAAGAUGACAUUAAAGUAUCUGUAAAUGAUUUUAUUAUCAAGGCAACUGCAGUUACUCUAAAGCAAAUGCCAGAUGUGAACGUAACCUGGGAUGGAGAAGCCUGCAGGCAGCUGCAGUCCGUUGACAUUUCUAUUGCUGUGGCAACAGACCGAGGUCUCAUUACACCAAUCAUAAAAGAUGUUGCUGCCAAGGGAAUUAAGGAAAUUGCUGCCUCUGCAAAGGCUCUAGCAAAGAAAGCAAGAGAUGGAAAACUGUUACCGGAAGAGUAUCAGGGAGGAUCUUUUAGGAUGAAAAUCCAUGUGAUGAUUCUGAGGGCCAAGCCUAGGCCGAGUGUCCUGUAUCAAGGGGAAACAGUUAUCUCGAAGAAUGUUUUUCUGUUGGCUUGUGUUUUGGGGUUUUUUUAGAUUAAUUUUGUAGGUAAGGAAACCUAUUUAUAGUAGUUUUUAAAUAAAUAUUUUUAAAAGAGUGUUUGGCAGAGAUAGUGCAACAGACAGUGAUGUCCACUUUGUCUUCAAUUCUCUCAGAGGAAUUAUCUAAGGGAGCAAAAAACAGUUACAGCAAAGUUGUCGUGCUAGGUCUUACAGUUUAACUGAAACGUUAAAAAGUGAAUAGAUAAUUUUUAAAUAGCAGCAUAUACUUAGUAAAUAUUUGUUCUAGAAAAUGUACUCUGCAAAAAGAGCUAGUGAACUCAGUGAUGAGAAAUAAAUGGCAUGUGUAAAACCCUAGCAUAAAUGUAGUGACACAGUUGGACAAUUAAUUUCUCAUCAUACUGUUUACACUCCCCACUCUAAACUUUUAAUGUACUGUAUUUUAUGAUACAGUAUCAUCAAGGAACAAUUUUGUUAUAUAAACUUUAGCUUAGCUCAUUUUUUAUGAAUUUUCAAAAGCUGACUCUGAGUGCUUAUAUUAAUCAUAUCUUCUAGAAUAAUAAUUUGUGAUGAGAGUAAUAUUUCAUACUUAUACAGAAACAUUGCUGUAAUGUAUAUUAAUGUGCCUGAAUUGCAACUGUAUGGAAUUAUGUGGCUUUCAUGCUAGGAGUAGUGGUUAAAAAAAAUCUCCAAGCCUUUCAGCAGAAAAAACAUACGGAAAUGUAUCAGUAGUGGCUCAGAUGUCUUCGUCAACACAAAUGGCCCCUGAGUGAAAAUAACUGUGAAUAUUUCACUGGUAACAGAUGUCAGUAGUGAGGACAUCUGUGUGAGGUGUGACCAAGUGGAUGAUCUGCUCAGCCUGGUGGCAGAGCUAUGAGAGGAAGUAAAGGAACAUCAGGGAUUGUGAGAAAGACAUAGACUGGUGGAACCAUUCUCUGCUCUCCCUGAGGCAGAAACAGGAAAAGCCACCAGAUAAAAAGCAUCAUCAAGGGGAUCUUAUAUCCUCCCCCCACCAGGCUGAAGGCAGUAGCUUAAAGGAAAAGACUGAAUAGAAGCAAGCCCACACUCAAGGUGGCAGGAAAGCCCCCUCCUUGCUCAUCUCACCUUCCCAGGUGCCUCUAUACAGCAGGUAUGACGCUCUGGAUGUGAAGGCCAGUUAAUGGAUGAUAUGGAUGACAGUCCAUCUACACCAGAGGUGUUGCCAAGGUCAGAAAGGCCUGCCCCCCAUAUCAUGACCACCUCUAUAAGGAAGAAAAGAUGGCUUGUAGUUCUAGGUAUCUUCUUUCUCAGGGGAACACAGGGUUCAUUAUGCCAUAGAGACCCUCCUCUUAGGGAAGUCUGCUGACUCCCUGGGGCCCUAGAAUAUCACUAGGAAACUUCCUAGCUUGGUGUGGUGCUCGGACAUGGUAUGGUUAUUGCUCUUUCAUGUGGGUGGUAAUGAAGGCGCAGUGCAUAGUCCAAGGGUGAUCAAAAGAGGCUUCAGGGCCUUGGGGCAGUUGGUAAGAAAAUCUGGAGGGGUCUAGGGCAAUUAUCCACUGCCAUCUGUCGAGCGCAACAACUGUCUGCCAGAUGACUGUACACUAGAAAACUGACUGCUGGACAUUUAUACACCACCUACUCUCCAAUCAAUAGGUGGUGCUUGUUCAGCACUGUGAAAAGAACCACCUACAGCACUGUGAACAGAACCACCGGAAACUGGUGGCUCUGCUGCCGGUGCUCUUAUUUUUGUAAGAAGAUUGUGUAUAUAUGGGGGAGAUCAAGUGUAUGAGUCACACACUUUGUAACAUGAAAAAUUAACAGUGACAUAAGGGCUACUCAAUCAAAUGUAUUACAAACAGCUGUUUUCAGGUCACAGUCCUGAGCAUCACUUCUAAAACUGUGUUUUGAUGGUUUUUAAUUGCAUUUUUUUAACAUUACUUUUAAAAAAGAUCUCAUGUUUAACUGAGUUGCCUUUAUCUUAUUGUUAGGUUUUUGUGUUACAUUAAAGUCCAAGCCUUUCCAAGCAUACCACUUCCCAGCUGGUGACAAGACAAAGCAGAAGGGCAUGAUGAGGUUUUCAUGUGCCUGAGUGAUAUCUAGAUGCCCAAAUUGUAUCACUUAGUUGUCAGCAGCCCUUGUAACUUAAAGUUGUGAAAUUCAGUCUAAAAGACAUUUGUCUCAGAACAAGAACAGGCAAAGUUUAUUUGAAGAUAACCAUUUUCCUGUUGUACUCAGUGCCUUCAGUGUGUGCAACACAACUGUAAAGAAAUGAGACUUUUUAAAAGGUGCAUUAGUCAUAAUUAAAAAAUCCCAAGCCCUUGAGAAUCUGAAUGUGCCUAGCUGAAAUCCAGUUCAGAUCUAUUUUAAAGCUAAUGGGUUUGGCCAUGGGAGAUAAUUGGGUCACAGUAGUUGUUCAAUAUCGAUUAUUUCUUCUAGGUAAUAUAUAAUUUCUGAUAUUCUGGUAACUCUUUUCUUUCUUCC